CAAGUGUUCUUCAAACAAUGCUGAAAAUAUGUUCUCAAAGUAUUCUGCUUAAAAGUGAUGUCGAAAACAGUUGUGGAAAUUGUUUUUAUUGUUUGGUUAAAAAAAGGAUGCCGUCACUGCUUUAAAAAAUGCCCAAAGUUAAUACUUCAUACACAGUAAGAAUAUUUGUAUCAUUUUACCGUGUCAACGCUAAUCACCCGAGUUGAUGCAUUCCGUACUCUCUGAUGAUUCAUGCCCAACAUAUCGGCAAUCCUCGCAAAUAAUGAGGUGGUCGUGCAAUUCGAUGUACACCUCGCAACUGAACAGAUCGUGUUCAGUUUCUUCGCAAAAUUUACAGGUUAGAAUUUUCAAAGGUGGAAUUCUCUUGCUCUUGAAAUGGGUCUUGGACAUUUUGUUGAGAUGGAAAACUUUGGACAUCAUGAAAGAUGUGAUGGUUAUGAUACAAUUUACACAGGAAGGAAAACUGUUCGUCGCAGUCGAUGGCAACAUGCAAUUGCGACGACGCAAAGCACAUGCAAAUGACACAAAAAAAGCUGAAGCAGCGACGUUUUUCUCGGCUGAUAAGAUGCAUGACGUUUACGAAAAGCAUGAAGUCACCAAUGCCGUCAAUAAGCGUUGCGAGAGUGAGCUCAAAGCUGUUACGUCCGUUUCUGCUGCUGUCGAGAAGUUCUAUGAAAGUGGAAUAGUAGGCUGUGUAUGCGGCAGACACAAUGUUCCACUUCAGUUUACGAAUAUAUUUGCUUCUGGUGAAAAGUAAUUUUAAUACUUUUUACAUGCAUGCAGUCUAUAAUCCCUAGCGUAUAAUAUGCACUUACAUGUUGAGCUUUGUAUAGGUAC
This is a messenger RNA of Zychaea mexicana, 837 nucleotides long. RefSeq lists its product as uncharacterized. The transcript has a single exon. The coding region runs from base 206 to 757 and encodes 183 amino acids. The record is from RefSeq and is a predicted model, not a curated record. NCBI's taxonomy places the organism in Eukaryota, Fungi, Mucoromycota, Mucoromycetes, Mucorales, Lichtheimiaceae.